AUGAACGACACCUAUCGACGCUGGAUCCGCUAUUGCGAGGACCAUCCCACCACUCCAACCAUCCCAGGGAAUGCUCCAAAAGCGCAAGAUCUGUGCCGCCGAUGCCUCGGCCUGCGCAAAGCCAUCAGCGACAGUCUCACUCGUCUGAAGAAAAUCGAAAAUGAUUACAGGUCCGAAGGUACCAACUGGGAGGUGGCCGUCCUGGGCACGCCGGCGACUUGGAGUCCUACUCGUUGCAGUCUGUGUUAUUUGUUCAUGACUAUCCACAACAACAAGCUGGCGGAGCACGAUGCAAAUACGCCCUACACCCUGCGUGCCUUCAAGGCCUACCGAGCGACUGGGCUGGCCGUCCUACCGUCAUCUACUCUCGAUACUCUGGAUGAGGAUUGCGCGUCGUCAGGCUUCAUAUCUCCCGCGGUUGCGAAAGCCAACAGUUCGGUGGGACCUCAUUCUGUUGGGCUCGUGGGAGACUACGUCGACUUUGCCUUUGUCAGAAGCUGGAUCGAGCGUGGUGGGAUGACUAACAAUAGAGACUGGAACGGAUUAUCUCUCAAGGACAAUCCCCUGUUCAAGCUCAUCGACUGUACGACUCGGCGCAUUGUCAAGCCCCCGGAGGGAUGUCCAUUUGCCACAUUGAGCUACGUCUGGGGGCGGUCAGACGAGUCUGUCCCGGACGGCGAGCAGCUGCCCCAACAGUUGCCGCGUGUGAUCGAGGAUGCUCUCACGGUCGCGAAACAGGUCGGCAUCCCCUACCUGUGGGUCGACCGGUACUGCAUCUCGCAGACCAACCUGGAGGAGAAGGCGGCGCAGAUCAAGAAAAUGGACCCCAUCUACAGCAGCGCCUCCUUCACCAUCUUCGCCGCGGCCGGAGACGGAGCGGACCACGGGCUCCCGGGCGUCUCGCGGAAGAGGAACGCCGACCGACAGCCUCGCGCACAAAUCGACCACAAGCACCUCCUCACGUGGACCAUGCCGGACGGGCCGGCACUGGUGCUAAAGUCACGAUGGAACACACGCGCGUGGACAUACCAGGAGAUGAUCUUCUCCGGGUCGCGCCUGAUUUUCACCGACCUGCAGGUCUACAUGGAGCAGCGAUGGAACAUGUUCCACGCCGAGGCCUGGGGAGAGUACCCGUUCAGCAACAUCGGUCGCAUCCACACGCACAGCACGCUGACUUCCCCCUUCAAUGAGAUCUACAAGCUCAACGACUACUCGCGGCGCCAGCUGUCCUUCCCCUCGGACGCCAUCCACGCCAUGCAGGGCCUGUUCAACGCCAUGGCCUACGCCAAGGUGCUGUAUCAAUACAUGGGUGCGUUGCUCCCGGCCACCAUCGCGCGCGAGGACUCCCCGGCCGACGACGGCGCCCUGCAGUACGGCUUCCUCUGGUAUCACGUCAAGACCUCCACCCGCCGGCCGGGCUUCCCCAGCUGGUCCUGGGCCGGCUGGGCCGGCGAGGUGGCGUACCUCGAGCUCAGCCGCGUGCAGCACUGGUACCACCCGAGCUUCACCGCAGAAAGCAUGGACGCGUCGGUCGAGAUGGCCGACGGCACGCUCGUCCCCUGGCAGGAAUUCCGCCGCCUGAUCGUUGCCGACCGCCUCCCCCCGCCGAGCAAGUUAUCCAAUUUUCUCCAGCUGGACGCGUACACGGUGCCGCUGCGUUUCGAGUGGCUCGACAGCCCGCCCCGACACUCCUGGGCCUAUGCGCCCGACAUGCCCCUGCGGCCAGGGUUCUACGUGCGCUGCCACGACUCCCACGCCAUUUACGCCCCAGUCCAGCUCUGUGGGCCCGUCGAUGCCUCCCGGAUCACGGAGCUUUCGUCGUCGUCAGCCGCAUGGGAGUGCCUGGUCCUCGGCCAGCUGGCGUACUACCGCUGGGUCGGGGACGAUCACGACAACUACGACAAGCCGUUCGCGGACCUCUGCGUCGUGGUGAUCCAGAAACAACAACACUUUGGUGGUGGUGGUGGUGCAGCUUCUGCCGCCGCCGAGCGCGCCGGGUUCGUCAACUUGGCCCACCGCGUCUGGGACGACGAGUGCGAGCGCAUCAGACGGCAGACGCCCAGGGUCGAGUACCCCGAAUUCCUCCGGCCGCUGGAGCUGAAGAAGACCAGGACGCGGAUCAGGUUGGGCUAG
Fonsecaea erecta is the source of this 2133-nucleotide messenger RNA. RefSeq lists its product as hypothetical. NCBI's taxonomy places the organism in Eukaryota, Fungi, Ascomycota, Eurotiomycetes, Chaetothyriales, Herpotrichiellaceae. The coding region runs from base 1 to 2133 and encodes 710 amino acids. The transcript has a single exon. The record is from RefSeq and is a predicted model, not a curated record.